GAGGUGCAACCAAAACAGCUGUUAGACAUUGAAACAGGGAUAUUCUGGAAGGGUGUCUGUCUAGCAUUAGUUAUGAAUACGGUUUUGAUCACUAAAAUGGCUGUGACUUUUGGACUCUCUUUGAGUGUUUCUUGGAUUUGUUGCCUGCUAAUUGGAGGGAUAACGUGUUUUACCCUUCAAGGUAAUGCUUAUGGGCAUCCUGCCUCCACUCGAGCCCAAGCGAGUGUGGUGUCUGUUCCAAAUGCUAAAGCUACUGGCCACAAUAACUUGGCAAAUGUGACGUCGGGUCGAAAUGCCUCGGCAGAAGUGACCGGCCCCCGCGCCUUAGCAGGAACGACAGCCCCCUGCGCCUCAGCAGAAGCGUCAGGCCCCUGCGCCUCAGCAGAAGCGACCGGCCCCUGCGCCUCAGCAGAAGCGUCAGGCCCCGGCGCCUCAGCAGAAGCGUCAGGCCCCGGCGCCUCAGCAGAAGCGUCAGGCCCCGGCGCCUCAGCAGAAGCGUCAGGCCCCGGCGCCUCAGCAGAAGCGUCAGGCCCCUGCGCCUCAGCAGAAGCGUCCGGCCCCCGCGCCUCAGCAGAAGCGUCAGGCCCCUGCGCCUCAGCAGAAGCGACCGGCCCCUGCGCCUCAGCAGAAGCGUCAGGCCCCGGCGCCUCAGCAGAAGCGUCAGGCCCCGGCGCCUCAGCAGAAGCGACCGGCCCCUGCGCCUCAGCAGAAGCGUCAGGCCCCGGCGCCUCAGCAGAAGCGACCGGCCCCCGCGCCUCAGCAGAAGCGUCAGGCCCCGGCGCCUCAGCAGAAGCGACCGGCCCCUGCGCCUCAGCAGAAGCGACCGGCUCCCUCGCCACAGCAGAAGCGUCAGGCCCCGGCGCCUCAGCAGAAGCGACCGGCCCCUGCGCCUCAGCAGAAGCGACCGGCUCCCUCGCCACAGCAGAAGCGUCAGGCCCCGGCGCCUCAGCAGAAGCGACCGGCUCCCACGCCUCAGCAGAAGCGACCGGCCCCCGCGCCUCAGCAGAAGCGACAAGCCUUGAACAGAUGGCCCGACCCCUCAACAAGAUAGAUAGGGAGAUCAUAAUUUGGUUUGCCCAACUCCUUAAUCGUCUGUCCCCUGUUACUGUGCCUCCUUUUGAAGAAAAGGCAAAGGUAACUGAGGGGAAAUAUGUCAACUAAUGCACUUGUUUGAAAUGAGGUUCUCCUUCACUUGUGCAUCGUCAUGCAAAUUGUUUACAGGGGUGAACACUACAAUGGUAUGAAUUGUUUUUAUAACAAUACGACUAAAAUUGACAUCUGAUUUGGCGACAUGUCUGACACACUUUUAGGUUCUACGGUUAUGCUUUUGAUUUAGCCUGGUGUUCCUGCUACUCUUGCAUGGUUUGCUCAAUAAACAAUUUGACUUUCAAUAAACCAAUAUACCUCGUCCUUCAA
This is a messenger RNA of Oncorhynchus nerka (sockeye salmon), 1416 nucleotides long. Its product is annotated as mucin-13-like. The record is from RefSeq and is a predicted model, not a curated record. The coding region runs from base 73 to 1161 and encodes 362 amino acids. The transcript has 3 exons. NCBI's taxonomy places the organism in Eukaryota, Metazoa, Chordata, Actinopteri, Salmoniformes, Salmonidae.